GAGCAGUGUUGUAGGAGUCUGCUUGCACGAACGUCUGCCUGUUGAUUUAUCCUGCAGAAACAGCAACAGAGGAUCCAACAUGAUACCUUCAGUUACACUCAACAAUGGGGCAAAGAUGCCUAUUGUGGGUCUAGGAACGUGGAGGGCAGACCCAGGAAAGGUCACUGAGGCUGUUAAGGUGGCCAUAAGUGCUGGUUAUAGGCACAUUGAUGGCGCUUACGUGUACCAGAAUGAAAAAGAAGUUGGAGCUGGGAUUCACGCCAUGAUUGACCAAGCAGUGGUAAAGAGGGAGGAUCUAUUCAUUGUCAGUAAGUUGUGGUGCACCUUCCAUCUUCCAUCUCUGGUGAGAGGAGCCUGUGAGAAGACGCUUAGUGACCUGAAAUUGGAUUACGUGGACCUUUACCUCAUGCAUUUCCCUAUGGGAGCCAAGCCAGGGGAUGAGAUGUUUCCAUGUGAUGAGAAUAACCAGCUCAUUUCUGAUGGCAGCAACUUUUUGGACACCUGGGAGGCUAUGGAAAAGCUAGUGGAUGCUGGUUUGGUCAAGGCUAUCGGCAUCUCCAACUUCAACAAAGACCAGAUUGAAGCCCUACUCAACAAGCCAGGCCUCAAGUACAAGCCUGCCAACCACCAGAUUGAGUGCCACCCGUACCUGACCCAGGAAAAGCUGAUCAACUACUGCCACUCAAAGGGCAUCUCAGUGACAGCUUACAGCCCCCUGGGCUCCCCUGACAGACCCUGGGUGACAUCUGAUGAUCCCUCGCUGCUGGAGGAACCUAAGAUCAAGGCUAUUGCUAACAAGUACAACAAGACUGCAGCACAGGUUCUCAUCAGAUUCCACAUCCAGAGGAACGUGAUCGUCAUAGCCAAGUCAGCAACACCCCAUCGGAUCAAGGAAAAUUUCCAGUUGUUUGACUUUGAGUUGAGUGAAGACGACAUGAAGACCAUGCUGACGGGCUUCACAGAGAGGAGAGCAUUCUUACUACAGUGGGCCUCGACACACAAAGACUUCCCCCUGAAUACUGAAUAUUAGCUCAUCAGAACAUGCUGCACCAUUUCUGCCUUGCACCAACGAUUCAGUUUUCUUUUAAUAGAAUUUACAUAGUCCUAUCAAACUACUCCAUGACCAAUGUGACAGCUGAAUUAUUAUGUUACUAAACUUGUGCUGGACUAAUUUUCAUAUAAUACUCACCACUGGAAUAAUAAAUUCAGUGAAUGUACUGGUGAUAUACUUGUAUAGAGUACAACAGUGAUUGUAAAAUAAAUGUGUGGGGUAAUACCUGACAAAAGGUAAAUGACAUUAACUGUGGGUGACAGAGAUUGAACAUGAUCACUAUGAAUGCUAUGUAGGUACUGAAGUAAGACAACAAAGAAGAUGAGAGGUCAAGUACAGAGAUGUUAAGGUAGAUUUCAGUGGUGUGAUGUAACGAAGUAAAAAUGCCCAGACGGGCUUCUCUGGAGAUACUGGCUAUAUAUAUACAAGAGAUGCUCACAGUGACUCUAUCAUCUAAGGAAUCUUAGUGGCCUCAGUGUUAGUAAGCAGAUUUUAGAAUUAGUGUACAAAACCGUGGUUGAGAGUGUUUUACCUUUUCACCUUCCUGCCUGGUACGGUCGUUUUAACUGUACAUCUAAGAAUAAACUCUCUGGGAUUGUGACAAUGGUAGGUGAAAUAGUUGGCAAGCCACAAAAGCCCUUGACGCAACUCUUUACAGAAAGGAAAAGGACAAAAGUGAGAAGUAUCUAGGCAGAUUGCUCUCAUGCUCUCUUCAGCCAGUUUGAGCUCUUGAGCUCCAGGAGGCGCUAUAGAGUACCCCUGGCAACUACAACUGUAUUUAAGAAGUCCCUCAUCUGAAGUGCCAUCAGUAUUCUUAACUCAACAAAGUGACUGAUGAGUUUCAAACCACAGACAAUGAUAUGAGCUGAUUUAAUAUGUUAAGUGUUUUCUAAUGACCUUGUAUGUUUGUUUUACUCGUCUUGAAGCUUGUUUGCUUUUUAUUAAGUUGUCUCUUGUGUCUGGCGAGCUGAAGACAAAUUUCCAACCUGGUGGACAAUAAAGAUAUAUUCUACUCUACUACUUAGUUUUUUGGGGGGAGUAUCUGUACUUUGCUUGAGUUUUUAUACUUCUGACAACUUUCACUUUUACUCCAGUACAUCUCCCCUAAGCAUCAUAGUGACUUACUACAAAAUAGGGAAGGAAGGGAGGACAGAAGGAGGGAUUGAUGGAUGAAUAAAUGAAGGAAUGGGAAGAAGGAAAAACUGGAAUUUGUUCUCUAAAUCCUUUAAGUUGUGAAUACCCAAUUUCAUCUCAAGUGUAAUGUAACCUCCAUUUUGUAGGUGGUGUACAUGUAAAGAAGAAACCAUUGUAGCCUCCAGUAUCCGUGUGAAUAUGUUUUGUUAGUAUGCUUCUGCUAAGCCUGGAUGCACCAAUUCUCAUCUAUCAUUCUAAGAUUGGAGACUUGAGUCCCACAGUAGAGCGAGUAAGGAUUCCAGGAGAUAGAGACUUGUGAGAGGUAACUGCACGGUGACUGCUCCAUUUUUAAGGUGUACGUUAAGAAGAAAUAAACUUCGUAACCCUCAGAA
Messenger RNA from Epinephelus moara (kelp grouper), 2577 nucleotides. RefSeq names its product aldo-keto reductase family 1 member B1-like. The record is from RefSeq and is a predicted model, not a curated record. Gene Ontology annotation, cellular component: cytosol. The transcript is spliced from 10 exons. Lineage: Eukaryota; Metazoa; Chordata; Actinopteri; Perciformes; Serranidae. Gene Ontology annotation, molecular function: aldose reductase (NADPH) activity. Bases 80 to 1030 code for a protein of 316 amino acids.